This is a messenger RNA of Anopheles bellator, 2048 nucleotides long. Its product is annotated as nucleolar protein dao-5-like. The transcript is spliced from 3 exons. The record is from RefSeq and is a predicted model, not a curated record. NCBI's taxonomy places the organism in Eukaryota, Metazoa, Arthropoda, Insecta, Diptera, Culicidae. The coding region runs from base 111 to 1937 and encodes 608 amino acids.
GUGUUAGUCUCCAGCGUGUGGUGGUCGCCAACGUACACUAAACCGCUAGAGGAAGCUCACUGUUAAACGAAACGAAGUUUGCGGUGCUGUUAAUCACCGACGACGAAGCCAUGAAGCUUUGUCUAGUCAUCGUCACAGUGGCCGUGGCCGUGGCAGUGGCCACGUGCCACGCACUUCCGGUGCCGCAGGAAACCGUUUUCGCUGUGUAUCCUGUGAACAGUGCCCUGGCGCAACACUCGACCGAUCAGCCCUUCAACACGCAACCGGAACAGGAUGGCACUGGCACUACUCCCGCUCUAUCUUCGCCCGUCGAAAAGCUCGCCGAGAGUAAGCUUCCGUCGGAGCAGCCGAAGGUGUUGGAAUCGGAGGAGUCCAAACCAACCGUCGCCGCCGCCGCCACCGCCGCCACCGCCGCUCCGACUGAGCAAAGCGCGAAAGUUGACGCCCCAAGUGUGGCAGCAAAAUUGGCUCCACUGGUGGAAACAACGACGGAAGCGAAGCCCGUCGAACCGACAACUACCCCUACCAGUCUGGGGGCUGCAAAGGACGAAGCUACAACGACUGAGCCGGCGAAAACGGUUCCACCACAAACACCCGUUCCGGAAACCAAAACCGACACUACAAAUGUGACCGCCGUUAAGGAGGUGGUUAAUGUACCAAAAGUGUUGGCUGCUGAUCCAACGGUCAAUGUGGAGAAGAAAGUUCCGAACGUAUCGGCGGAACAGACCGCAAGUGCGGACAAGGCACCUGCAGCCAGCGAAGACUCUCAGAAACUGCUAGAACCUGCCAAGGCCGAGGUAAAGUCGGAAGUAAGCAAAGAUGAACCGGCAAAACCCGCUGAAGAGCCCAAAAAAGCAGAAGUUGUUGAGGCCAACCAGGCCCGAUCGGCGGCCGUUGAGGAACCUGCCGCGAAAACCGAGGCCAAAGCUGAACCGGAGCGUAAGGAUGAUGUGAAGAGUGCUGAGCCCGCUCUUAAACCUGCUGCCGCCGUGGUCGAGGAACAACCAGCGUCUGCAGUGCCAACAAAGUCGGACCUCGAGCCAACUCCAUCGUCUACCGUGCCGGAACCCAAAACGGAAGGUGCGCAGCUGGACAAACCCACCAAGGUUCGCGCUGCACCCAUCGUGGAAGGUCUUAAGGUAUCGCAACCGGUCGAGGCAGAGCCAGCGGUCGCUAAAAUCCACGUAACCGUAAUUCAGGAGGAACUUCCGGUGGAGAAGCAAGUCGCUCCUAGCGUCCCUGCCCAAAACGUACCAGUGGCGGUGAACGAAGUGACACCCGUCGCGGUGGCGAAAGAAGUUCCAGCCACAACUACGUCGGAGGUAAACAGUGAUCCUAAGCCAACAGCCGUGAGUGAAACGCCCAAUGCCGAGACUAAGAGCGUUGCGACUGAGAAGAGUUCGGCUGUGGAGAGCAAAAAUGAACCGUCGGAAUCCGAAGUAACCGAAGCGGCGGUUACGGUUGAACCUACGACGAAAGUUGUCCCAGAACUGGGCCCAAUUGUCGUGGUGGUUCCCAGUGUGAUGUCCGAAUCGUCUGCCGAGGUCACCACUGUCGUUGCGAAGGACGACGAAGCGCUGCCUACGACGAAAUCCGAAGAAAAACCAACGACUGACGCAGCCCCAACGGUACGAUCUGCGCCAUCCGAUGACGAGCCAAAGGAGGUUAAGUUGGACGAUCAGCCGCCGGCAAAAGCUGCCAGCGACGGGAGUUCUCAGCCGGGGUCAGCAAAAGUCACGGAGUCCACCAGCGCGAACAGUGCGGAUCAGGGUGACAGUGACAGUGCAACAACGACGGUGACGAGUGUCACGGAGGCAGAACUCGCACCGACACCGGCCAGGCUGAAGGGUAAGAAACAAAUUCCUCCCAACCUACGAGGAUACAGCAAGCGUCUGAAGCAGCAAGAAGCGCGAAAGCAACUCGUCGACUUUGAGUAAUGGUCAUGCUGGUUGCGGCAAAUCCCACAAUGUCCCUAGCUCGUAAGGUGUAAGAACCGUGUAAGAAUCUAAGUGAUAGCUGUAAGAUGACAUCAUCACACUGAAUAAAGU